AUGGAAGAAAGAAAUCUGAUUAACUAAGAAAUUGAGAAUUACAUAAAAAUUUAUGAUAGCAUAGACUCUUUGAACCCUAUUAAUUAAUCCAAACUUUAAGAAAUUAAAAAUGUGCUUGAAUUGAAGGUGCAAGUUUUGGAAGAUGAAGGAGACUUGGUCAUUUAUGGCUACUACAAGUACCAAAUUGCGAAGAGAUUUUUAUUACAUGCCGAAGAUAGACUAAAGAAAAAAUAUGAAAACUAAUGCAAGAUCUACGCUGAAUAAUAUAAUUAAUAUAUAAAUCUAAUGAAUCGCCAUUACCAAGAGGAGGAAGAGGGUAAAGCCAACAGUGAUGAGAACAAACUCAAUUAAAUAAAAGUAGAGGUUUAGAAAAUUAUUUAAAACUGUCAAAAGAUAGAUCAAACAGGUAAGGAAUAAUUGCAAUCUUUUUUAAAUACUUGCUGUAUUCAAUUUCCUUGUACAUCUAUUAACUCAUUUAGAAACAAUAACAGCAGCUUUAAAUAGCUUUACGAAUAUUUAGACGAAUUAAUCACAUUCAUAUAGAGUCGCUAUAACAUUUCAGACAACUGUCAUAAUAUCGAAAUAGACAAUGACAAUGACAAUGACAAUGACAAUGUCAAUUAUAAUAAUAAUGAACGAAGGCUAGCUAUGGUUGAUUGUAAAUUAAUUUCUGAUUCAAAAGAACAAAUAGGAGAAUCAUUUAAUUACAUUAAUAUGUAAUUUUAUGAAUCAAUCUAUCAAAACCCUGAUUUUAUAAAAAAUUACUACGGGGAGCCUGUAUUAGAUGAAAUUGAUUUUAAGCGAAAACGCAAGAUAAUCUUACUGUUUAUAUCUCCGGACAAAUAUCGUUAUUAUUUUUAUAACCAUAAGUGUUAAGAAUAGGCUCUAAAUAUAAUGCGAAGAUUAAGACAGCAACACGACGAUUAUAGAGAUAAAAUAAAGAAAUAGAUAAAUUAAAGUUACUAGAAUGUACUUUUGCUCAAAUAAAUGGAAGAAAAUGAAGAAGAAGCUCAAAGACAUUUCAAAAAAGCAAAUAAUCUAAGAAAGAUGAAAUUAUAAUUAGAUGAUAGACAUUUAUAAAGUAGUAUCGAGAAAGAAAUAGCUUUAGAAAUUAAUAUUGCUAUCAAGUAUUUCAGAAUCUGCAUGAAGCAUGCUGACAAAAUGAAGAUUUUACAAAAAUCUAUUAUUUAUAGAAACAACAUAGCAUUGUGUUAUUACAUCAAAGAUGCUAGUGUUUUGGCUUAAAUAUAUGCACUGGGGGCAUUACAUGCUAUUCUUAGGUUUCCCAAUUCAUAAUAUCUGCCAUUACUAGAAGAAACAAAGAAAGUUUUAAGUAAAGUAAAAGGGAAUUCAAAAAAGUAGGGAUAAAGCGGUGAAUAGUAACAACAAAACUAAGAUAAUGAAAAUUAAAUUUAAACAUCAGCAUUAAUUCCUUUAAACACUUAACAAUGUGCUUUAUAUAUAGAAGAGUAGCUAGGUUAACUUAAAAUGGAACCUUUUAAUCAAAUCAUGAAAGCACAUUACAGCAAUUGUGGAGAUUAUAAUAUUCAAAGAUAUUAAAAUUUUGAGUAGACUGCAAUAACAAACACUAAAAAAAGAAUAAUUUAAGCAGAGGUAUUAGGGGCUGCAGGAUGUUCUAUUGGUGCGAUUUUGUCUGAGGGUAUUUUAAUUGGUUUAGGUAUUUCUACUUUUGGUCUUGUAUCAUUUUUAAUAACUCCAUUAUUCAUAUAUCCUGCUUAUGUUGCAUGUCAAAAUGCAAAGAAAUCAUACCAAAAUUAUACUUAGCUCUAACAGACAAGAUCUAAUAUUAAUUCUAUUGUCUAAGAAUCUAUUAAGCUUCAUUAAAAAUCGCAGUAUUUAGACUUUUUAAACAAACUGGCAACCCCUUAUCUUAUUGAAGGUGACAAUUAGUAAAGUCUCAUUGAAAUAACUUAAAGCGAUAGUGGAUUAAUUAUAAAAUAUGAUAAUUUAAUUCCUAUACUAUUGGGCAAUGGAUUUAGACCAGAUGCUGUUGGCUAUUUAAUGAUUUUGCUAGGUGAAUCUAUUCUUGGAUGCAAAGAAUAUACUGAAAAGGGUGCAGUUUACCAGCGAUAAUAAAAAGUAAUUGCUGAGCAAAUAUUUUAAAGAGUUGCAGACAACAGAGACAUUUUAAAUUAGGCAAUGUAGAUUGAUUCAAAAAUUGCUAAGAUAAUUUCAAAUUAUAAGGAGCAUCGUAUAUGUUCUUGUGGUAACCGUCCCUGCCAAAGUAUAUUUUGUCAUGCUCGUAGUAGAGCGGCUUGUGCUUUCGAAAGAACAAAAGAUAAUUUUCUUGAUUGCAUCAGUUCAGAUUUAGUUGUCGAUAGCAAGAAUUCAAUAGCAUAUUCUGAUGUGGAGAGGUAGUGUUAUUCAUCAUAUGAGGAAAAAGUAAAAGAAAUAUAAGAUUUUGCUUCGAUGAAUAUUUGCUUAAUUAGAAUUAUAAAUAAUGACAUUGACUCUGCUAAGAUAUAUUUGAAAACGAAAUUACAAAAAAGAUAAAAUUUUAAUUAUUACUUUACUUAAACAGAAGAAAGUUGGUAUGUCUUACAGGAUUUAAUUCAUAUUUUUGAGCCUGAAUUUUAAAUUUAGCAAAGUUUGUCAUAUCAAAUCUUAAGUAGUGUAGAUUGUGAUAUUGUAAAUAAAUUGUAAACUCUAGUAGAAAAUAAACAAUUUAUUUAAGCGAGUGAGCAUAUUAGAAGUUAUGUUACUGAUGAAAAGUUUAACAAAUAAGAAAAUGAACAAAUAGUAAAGUAGUUCUAUUACUGGUGUACAAUAUGCUUUGACGGACUAAAUGACCGAAAUGCUGUGAUGUUUUAUUCUUCAAAAUAUGGAAUUAAAGAGGGUAGAAACAAAGAACAAGAGAAAAAAAUUUAAGAAAUAAGAACGAAAUAUCUCAAUUAAUAAAAUAGUUAUUAUUGA
Tetrahymena thermophila SB210 is the source of this 2934-nucleotide messenger RNA. RefSeq lists its product as hypothetical. The transcript has a single exon. Lineage: Eukaryota; Ciliophora; Oligohymenophorea; Hymenostomatida; Tetrahymenidae. The record is from RefSeq and is a predicted model, not a curated record.